UAUUAGCCUCGCCUACUGGAAUCAAAGCUCCGCUCGCGAGCUGGAUGCUGACAGGCGCGCGGUGCGGUCAUCAUGCAAAGGUUACGUUGGAUCCGUUUCAAGAAGCCGCUCCUCCGCAGGACCCGCACGGGGUGACAAAAUGCCAGGCGUCUAGCAGUGACACAAAGACGGACGAGCCCUCGGAUUCUUAGCCUGUUCGUUUGGCUGCUGCAGGUGCCAAACAAUGAACGAGAGUUUGGGAUUUCCGCUAACGGCAGUAGUGUGUGCGCUGGCUCCUCUCGGCGGUAAAGUGGCUUCAUGAGUGUCCAAAGUAACAGUGGAAGUGGUGGUGGAAGUUUGGAGGCGACGCCAUCUUGGUCGCAGCUCUCCUCGUCCCCAACGGUUUCUCAACAACACAUAACGGCGACCGCAAAGAGCAAGGAAGGUACACCAGAGGCCCCAUGGAGGAGCUGCACAGCCUGGACCCCAGGAGACAGGAGCUGCUGGAGGCCAGGUUUACAGGAGCUGUCAGCGGCAACACCGUAGGCAGCACUGGGAGCACUAGUGGAGGUGCUAAGGGUCUGGCCAAUGACUCUUCAAACCAUAGCUAUGGAAGUUUGGGCUCAUCCAGCGACAAGGAGUCUGAGAACUCUGAUUUGAAAAGAGGAGGCUCUCCUGCCUACUCAACCCCGGAGAAGAAGCACUCCGAAUCGUCCAGGGGGAGGAAGAGGAAAGCUGAUACCUAUUCUGAGAGCAGUCAAGGGAAGACUCCCACACGCGGACCCAAGAUCAUUGAUUAUUUUGACUUCCAGGGUGGAAAUGGAUCAAGUCCAGUUCGAGGUCUCCCGUCCGUCCGCCGAUCUCCACAGAGCUCCCACUCUGCUCCGAGUUCUAUCGUCCGACAGAAUAGCUCCUCUCCCACCAGUCUUUGCUUUGUGGAACACGGUCUUAAAGCGUCUUUAAGCAGAUGUGUCCAGACUGAGCUGACAGGCCUGAAACUCGCUGCCCUGGAGAGCAACAAGAGUCUGGACCUGGAGAAGAAAGAGGGCCGAAUAGAUGACCUGCUGAGAGCUAAUUGUGACUUACGGAGACAGAUUGAUGAACAACAAAAGCUCCUGGAGAAAUACAAGGAGAGACUGAACAAGUGCAUAACCAUGAGCAAGAAGCUACUAAUGGAAAAGAGCACCCAGGAGAAGCAGUCAUGUCGUGAGAAGAGCAUGCGAGAUCGCCUCCGCCUCGGUCACUUCACCACCGUCCGACACGGCGCCUCCUACACAGAGCAGUGGACCGACGGACACGCGUUUCAAAACCUCAUCAAGCAGCAGGAGAGCAUCAACCAGCAGAGGGAGGACAUCGAGCGACAGAGGAAACUGCUUGCCAAGAGGAAGCCUCCAAACCCUGCAUCUCCCUCCCUCUCUGUGGCUUCCACUUCUGAGCCCAAGCAGCGCAAAACUAAGGUGGUCAAUGGCAACGACUCGGACCCCUUCCUCAAGCCCUCGCUGCCUCAGCUCCUGACACUUGCUGAAUACCAUGAGCAGGAAGAAAUCUUUAAGCUUCGCCUUGGACACUUAAAAAAGGAGGAAGCUGAGAUCCAGGCAGAGCUGGAGCGUUUGGAGCGGGUGAGGAACCUUCACAUCAGAGAGCUGAAGAGGAUAAACAAUGAGGACAGCUCAGCAUUUAAAGACCAUCCUACUCUGAAUGAGAGGUACCUGCUGCUGCACCUGCUGGGCAGAGGCGGCUUCAGUGAAGUCUACAAGGCUUUUGACCUGUUCGAACAGCGAUAUGCAGCGGUUAAAAUCCACCAGCUCAACAAGAACUGGAGAGAGGAGAAGAAGGAAAACUACCACAAGCAUGCAUGCAGGGAGUACCGGAUACACAAGCAGCUGGACCAUCCCAGAAUAGUCAAACUGUAUGACUAUUUCUCCUUGGAUACUGACACAUUCUGCACAGUCCUGGAGUUCUGUGAGGGAAACGACUUGGACUUCUACCUGAAGCAAAAUAAGCUGAUGCCAGAGAAAGAGGCCCGCUCUAUUGUCAUGCAGAUAGUCAGCGCUCUGCGUUACCUCAACGAAAUCAAACCUCCCAUCAUCCACUACGACCUUAAACCAGGUAACAUCUUGUUGGUGGACGGUACCGCGUGUGGCGAAAUUAAAAUCACAGACUUUGGUCUGUCCAAGAUCAUGGACGAUGAUAAUUAUGGUGUAGAUGGGAUGGACCUGACGUCGCAGGGGGCUGGUACCUACUGGUACCUCCCACCGGAGUGUUUUGUGGUGGGGAAGGAACCACCUAAGAUCUCGAACAAAGUGGACGUCUGGUCUGUGGGGGUGAUCUUCUUCCAAUGCCUCUAUGGGCGCAAGCCGUUUGGCCAUAAUCAGUCCCAGCAGGACAUCCUUCAGGAAAACACCAUCCUCAAAGCCACAGAGGUCCAGUUUCCAGCUAAACCCCAGGCCAGCACCGAGGCCAAGGCGUUUAUCCGCCGCUGUCUGGCGUACCGAAAGGAGGACCGAUAUGACGUUCACCAGCUGUGUUCCGACUCCUACCUUCUCCCUCACAUGAGACGUUCCAACUCCUCCGGCUCCCUGCAACCCUCUGCCUCAUCCCUCCCCCCCACCUACUGACUGGCCAGACUGAUGGGACCCUCAGGUCAAACUCCAGGCAGGAUCGUCUCAGUCGCAGGAUAAUGGAGGCCGGUGCUUUUUGCAUAUUUUUUCUCCCAAUCUAUUUUUGAAGUGGAUAAAGGAAAGGACAGAUCAAAUGGACAAAGGAGGAUGUUGCCUGUGAACUCGGCUCUGUGACUCGGCACUAAGCAUGACUUAGGACAAGAACAGAAACGGAUGGAAGCAAAAGAGUUUUGUUUAAAACAAGAAACGAAUGAAGCAAGCACUUUUGCUUCUGGACUUAUCCCAGCUGUGUAGGACCUCCCAGAGGCUCCGCCCACACCUGCUCCCUGUAGCUCCGCCCACACGCAUCAGCAUCCUGAUCAGGCCUCUGUUCCCUCGUGUUGCUCUGGACUACACAUGUCCAUUCUAAUAAGGCACAACAAUAAUGGUUGCAUGUCAUCAACCGUGCACGCUCCAGGGAACCAUUUAAACAUGACGUCAUAACCCUGAUAGAACUUGUUAGAUUUACCCUUCUAAUCUAGGUCUCGUUUAUCGUAGAUUCGACUCAACGCUCCGCCUUGUGGCCUAGUUCAAAUUUAAUGCAUUGCCUGUCUGCAGAAAGCAUUUGUGUUUCAGUCUUAAUGCUUUUUUUUUUUGUUCAGGUAUAAGUCUGAAUGUCUGAGGGCGGAUUGUUGCAAUGCAGUGUUGUAGAUGUCUUCGUCUACCCUUCUGAAGAGAACUGGACUCAACACAAGCUGAGAAAAGCCACUUACUGUUGUGCAGAACCCGUCAGAUGAUGCAUUGUACAUUUCAUGUUCAGGGGGCAUAACUUAAUGGAAGACAUAUUAUAACGAAGCUUUUCUCACUUUUUAGUUUGUUUUCAUUCUAACGCUGAUCUCAGUUCGCUGCUAUAAAUGUUGCUUUUAGUUUAACGUGAACGACUUUCAUCGUGCAUCAGUGCAUACUUGAACUGUGGUAACAGGAAGUUUCCAGAGCUCGUACAACGUGUUCUGCUGCAGCCGACACCCAACAUCUAUCUGCAUUUUCUUUGAGCGUAAAAGUCCAACAGACCUGAUGCAGAGGGAAGACCCAGUAUGCUGUUCAUAGCAGGGCUCGCGAGCACGCUCCAUGUUGGCUGACUUACUGCAUAAUUAACUUAAUCUGGAGGUCAAAUUGAUAUAUCAAAGUGUUUGUGUAAAUAAAACUUUUACCUGUA
Molecule: messenger RNA, 3795 nt
Organism: Nothobranchius furzeri (turquoise killifish)
Lineage: Eukaryota; Metazoa; Chordata; Actinopteri; Cyprinodontiformes; Nothobranchiidae
Product: serine/threonine-protein kinase tousled-like 1-B
Biological process (GO): intracellular signal transduction; chromosome segregation; peptidyl-serine phosphorylation
Cellular component (GO): nucleus
Molecular function (GO): ATP binding; protein serine/threonine kinase activity
Source: RefSeq, a predicted model, not a curated record